UGGAGGUCUGCAAAAUAGUGGAAGGGACAAAGAUACUCCAAGAGACUGACCUGGAGUCAGAUAAGAGCUCUUUUAGAGAGGACAUGCCAGCACCCACAUGAUCGAUGGUGAAUCACAAGUCUUAUCACGAUGAUCCUUACACAAAAGAGUUUGGCAUCAACAUCAGUGAGCGGCGUGCAUAGCUUGAGGCAUGGGUUUUACCUGCUCUUUGGCUUAAGUACAACACGGCCGGUAGAGAGAAGGAUUACCUGCCUAGUGUUGGCCAGUGGAACAUGAUGAACAAAAAAUGGUCAAUGGUGGUAAAGUCAGGAGCUGGAUGUACAAGACAGUGUUGGGAUUCUGUCGUGAACUCGCUCGCAUGUGGCAGGUCUCAGGAAUGGACUUUGCUCUGGAGCCUAUUCUUCUGGCUAUAUACGUGUGUCCGGAUCAGGUGGAGCGAGCUCUGAAAGCUAGGUUCCACGAUGUGGUGACCGUACUCGGACCGCACUACAAGGAGCUCAAACUGCUCAUUGGAAUAUUUCCUGAUGACAGUGGAUCACUCUAUGCGCGUCUGCGAGAUCGACCUCGGGCUGAUAUCUCAGUUUAUCUGACCAAGCAACUGUUUAAGAUGAACAAGCAGAUCCUGGCAAACCUUGCUCUAAAGAUCAAUGCCAAGGUUGUGGAAGGAACACUUUACUGGCUGAUGCGGUGUCGAGGUGCAUCCCUU
Lolium rigidum is the source of this 706-nucleotide messenger RNA. Its product is annotated as protein argonaute 1D-like. The annotation marks the transcript as partial. The record is from RefSeq and is a predicted model, not a curated record. The transcript is spliced from 7 exons. NCBI's taxonomy places the organism in Eukaryota, Viridiplantae, Streptophyta, Magnoliopsida, Poales, Poaceae.